This is a messenger RNA of Dissoconium aciculare CBS 342.82, 1189 nucleotides long. RefSeq names its product aquaporin-like protein. Gene Ontology annotation, molecular function: water channel activity. Gene Ontology annotation, cellular component: plasma membrane. The record is from RefSeq and is a predicted model, not a curated record. Lineage: Eukaryota; Fungi; Ascomycota; Dothideomycetes; Mycosphaerellales; Dissoconiaceae. Gene Ontology annotation, biological process: transmembrane transport. The transcript is spliced from 4 exons. The coding region runs from base 125 to 1048 and encodes 307 amino acids.
UGACAUCAAGAAACCUGGUCGCCCUUUCCUUGGGUGCAUCCCUACCAAGCAUUGUGGUACAGUAACACGAAACCAGCAUUCACGGCAGCAACAAUAGGCGAGCAAGCCACACUGCACCUGCAAGAUGAAUAUCAAUCAACAAGCCGUCGAUGACGGUAAACACAUCCACAUCCACAGCCUCCGCAAGAUUCCCGAUGCCUACCGUGCCGGUGUCGUUGCCGCAUCCGGUGAAUUCGUCGGCACCGUACUCUUUCUCUACAUCGCCCUCGGCGGCACUCAGGUCGCCAACAACAUUCCCUCGUCGUCCGGUUUGACCGUCGAGCAGACGGGUUCCAACCCGCAACAACUUCAGUACAUUGCUCUAUGCUUCGGUUUCAGCUUGGCGGUCAACGCAUGGGUCUUCUUUCGUAUCUCUGGUGGUCUCUUUAACCCGGCUGUUACCCUCGGCAUGUGUAUCAUUGGCGCGGUUUCCUGGACUCGAGGCGCCUUGUUGUUCGUUGUUCAGAUCCUUGGUGGGCUGGUGGCAGCGGCGUUGGUCAGCUGUAUGUUUCCGGGAACGACAACUGUCGAGACCACGUUGGGUGGCGGCACUUCCGUCGUGCAGGGCCUUUUCAUCGAAAUGAUCCUGACUGGCGUCCUGGUCUUUGCAAUUUUCAUGUUGGCGGCAGAGAAGCACAAGGGUACCUAUAUCGCCCCAGUCGGUAUUGGUUUGGCUCUGUUCGUGGCUGAAUUGGUCGGUGUCUACUUCACUGGAGGCUCUCUUAAUCCCGCACGUUCAUUUGGCCCCGCCGUUGUCAACCACAGUUUCCCCAGCUACCACUGGAUCUACUGGCUCGGUCCCGCCCUUGGCUCCCUCAUUGCUGCUGGCUUCUACAAAUUCAUCAAGCUUUUGGAAUACGAGACUGCCAACCCGGACCAGGACUCUGACCAUGCACGAUUGCAGGCGCGCAAAGAGCGUCAUGCACGUCGGGCAAGGGGAGAGAAGGUCCGCAGCGCUAGCCGUCCAGCGACUUCGCAUAGCGAAAGGACUGAUGUCGAUAUGGUCUAAGCUGCGCAUGAGCCUUCUUGGAAGGCGUCGCGGUGGAUAGGAGAAGACGAAGAUGAGAGUCUCGUCUUCUCCACUCCUCUUCAUAUGCUAUGCUUGCCAUUCUGAGACACCAUCGCCUGGACUUUGACCUACGACCCGAAC